This is a messenger RNA of Saxophila tyrrhenica, 11580 nucleotides long. RefSeq names its product transcription-associated protein 1 (gene TRA1). NCBI's taxonomy places the organism in Eukaryota, Fungi, Ascomycota, Dothideomycetes, Mycosphaerellales, Extremaceae. Gene Ontology annotation, cellular component: SAGA complex; nucleus; NuA4 histone acetyltransferase complex. The transcript is spliced from 2 exons. Bases 1 to 11580 code for a protein of 3859 amino acids. The record is from RefSeq and is a predicted model, not a curated record. Gene Ontology annotation, biological process: regulation of DNA-templated transcription; DNA repair. Gene Ontology annotation, molecular function: protein binding.
AUGGCGGAUCGAAGCCUGGACGCCUACGAGGCGAAGCUGCAGGACGGCAGCGUCGACCUCAAGACCAAAGGUGCCCUGCUCACCGAGAUCCGAGACCAGAUUGAAUCAUGGAGCCAGCCGUCCACCUACCCUACCUUCCUGUCCAAGAUGCUCCCUGUCUUCGUCGACAUCCUCUCGGGUUCGCCCAGCUUCACAUCAAACUCGCCCGAGCAGAUAUGUCGACAACGGUCGCUGGAAAUCAUACACCGGCUUCCUCUCAACACGGUGGAUGGCUCGGUUAUGGAGCCUUUGGCGGAAAGGGUGGUGGACAAGUGCUUGGAAUUGAUCAAGAUUGAGAAUGAGGACAAUGCUGUGCUGUGUCUGAAGAUUGUCAUGGAUUUCUGCAGAUAUCACACCAAGCUUCCAGCAGUCGCAGACAAGGCUCAGCCAUUUCUCGACCUUAUUCUGGACAUCUUCGACGGGAUGGAGCAGACGAUAAAGGACACCUUCGAUGGCCCAUUACCCACUGCAUCACAUUCAACGGACGCGCAAGGCACGCCGAGCAACAACGGGACACCCGGAUCGCCUGUGGCAUCUACAUCACAGCCACUAGGUGCCGGCGAGGAACAGCAGUCAAGACCACUCAUCAAAGGGCUGAACAGCUUCAAGGUCGUGGCUGAAUGCCCAAUCAUCGUGGUCUCCAUCUUCCAGGCCCACCGUGCACUCGGCCCAAAGAACAUGGCCCGAUUUGCACCACGGAUCAAAACCGCGUUACUGGCAGAAGCUGAGCCUCAGAAACGGGCGCACGAAGAGGCAUCUGCGAAAGGUGACAUCUUCACUGGUGUUGCCAAGGAGAUCAAGAUGCGUGGCCAAUUGGGGGCUUUUGGGGACUUCAUCACUGCUCAAGUUAAGACUAUGUCGUUCCUGGCCUAUCUGCUCAGGGCGUAUCAGACCUCGAUGCAGGAGUUUCUGGAGUUCCUCCCCGAACUCUGUGUUCGAUUACUACAAGACGUUCCGCGAGCGCACACCGCGACGAGGAAGGAGUUGCUGGUUGCGAUUAGACACAUCAUCAACUUCAACUUCCGCGGCAUCUUCUUGCGUGUCAUCCUGCCUUUGCUGGACACCAGGACGCUCGUCGGUGAUAGUCUCACCGCGGACGUGACCUUGCGUCCACUGGCGUACACCAUGCUGGCUGACCUGGUCCACCACGUCCGGGAACAGCUGAACGCCGAGCAGAUCAGCAAAGUGGUUACCACUUACAUUUCCCACUUGACCGGUGAUGAUGGCUUUGAGGUACCGGGCACGAGCUACCAGACCAUGUCCGCCAAGCUCUUGCUCAACAUGGCUGAGUGCAUGUCCAAGAUGGAAGACAAGCGCACGGCGCGCUAUCUUAUGAUGACCGUUCUGAACGGCAUCGCGGACAAGUUCGCCGCCAUGAACCGUGCGUAUCCGAAUGCUGUCAAGCUGUCUGUGAGGCAGCAGGAGGCGGGAUCGGGGCUUGAUGCGACACCUGAGAAUUAUCUGGCAGAGGAGGACGCGAAGCCGGACUGGGAUGAGACUGACAUCUUCAGUGCGAUGCCGAUCAAGGCGGUGUCGCCGCGGGAUCGAGCCACGGAUGCCGUGACGGAAAACAAGUUCCUCUUCAAGAAUUUGCUACAUGGGCUCAAGACAUUCUUCUUUCAGCUGAGAAACAGCAACCCACAGAGAGUCAAGGACGACAUCGACGAGGCCAACGCGCCGGUCAAUUGGAAGGACCUGUCAUCCGGCUUCGAAGCUGAAGAGGUGGAAGUGCUGGUCAAACUUUUCAGAGAAGGAGCGAAAUGCUUCCAGUACUACGCACCGCUACCCACCGAGAAGGAUGGCUCAGAAAAGGACACCACAGAAGCUGUCGCCAGUUCCGCCGUGUCCAACACCACCGCCCACUCGAAAGAAGAGAAGGACCUGCUCGAGACCUUCGCCACCAUCUUCCACCACCUCGACCCAGCCACCUUCCACGAGAUCUUCAGCUCCGGCUCUCCCUCCGGCAUCGCCUACCUCUACGAGCAAAGCUUCCACCACCCAGCGCUCCUCCACGUGCCCCAGUUCCUCCUCGCCUCCGAAGCCACUAGCCCAGCUUUCUGCGGCAUGCUGCUCAAAUUCCUCAUGAGCAAGAUCGAAGAGGUUGGGGAGAAGGACCCUACGAAGACUGUACACAACGAGAGCGUCCUUCUUCCGCACGUGCGUGAGAUCAUCACGCGCAGCAUCGAGCUUUCUGUCGAUGCCGAGGAUCCGAUCAACAAUUUCUUGCUGCUGAGGAAUUUGUUCAGGAGUAUUGGCGGAGGCAGGUUCGAGCAUCUUUACAAAGAGAUCCUCCCGCUGCUGGAGAUGUUGCUCGAGGUGCUGAACACCCAGCUCGCGGCGGCGAGUGACGCGAACACAAGGGACUUGUUCGUGGAGCUGUCGUUGACGGUGCCGGCGCGGUUGAGCCAUCUGCUACCGCAUCUGAGCUACCUGAUGCGCCCGCUUACCGUGGCUCUGCGGAGUGGCGAGAGGGGUGCCGGUGAAGCGAAGGAUGGCCCACGCGGCAACAGCACGAUUCAAGGCGUUGGCUCGGCGGAGCUUACGGCACAAGGGCUCAGGACGCUGGAGCUGUGUGUGGAUAAUUUGACGGCGGAUUACUUGGACCCCAUCAUGCAGCCUUAUAUGGAGGACAUCAUGGGCUCGCUGUGGAGGAUGUUGAAGCCGGUGGGCUUGACUAGUGCGAAUGCUAUUGCGAAUGGCACGGCGCAUAUGGUCGGAACUGGUCACAGCGGCGCGCACACGGCUGUCCGCAUUCUCGGCAAGCUUGGCGGCAGGAAUCGGAAGUUCAUUACUGGACCGCCGGAUCUCGAGUGGAGAGGGUACGCUGAUGAUGAGGCCUCGUUUGAUGUACGCCUGAUUGGCGCGGUCGCCAAUGGCGGCGAGAGAGCGAUGCCUGCGAGGCUUGGGAUCGAGACGGCGAUGGACAUGCUUCGUGAACCGACGAGGGUGUCUCCGCAGCAUCAGAAGAACGACGAGCAUUACAAGCGGCAGGCUUUCAAGCUGAUUACUAGUCAUAUCAAGAUGCUCGUUGGGUUCGACAACCUACCCGACGACCUUGCCAGAUUAGUGCGGUUGCAGGCAUCAGAUCUCGCGGACAAGAAAUUCGACGCUGGCUCCGACCUCUUCUGCGUCUCCGAACGCUCGAAAAGCACCGUCAAGCGCGACGCCCAACAACAAACCAUGCUCAAGCUCCUCCAAUCCAUCAUGUUCGCCACCAGUCUCCCCCAACUCCGCGACGAAGCCGCCAAGUUCCUCCAAGGCAUCUACCGCCACUUCAUGCUCAUCGAAGUCGGCAACGCGUUUGGCAAAGAAAAGCACAAGCGCCGCCCCUACGACGUCCGCGCCGGGGACGGUCCAGUCUACAUCGAGACCGCCGUCCUCGCGGAGGCGAUUUGCGACAGCUUCGCUUCGCAUCUGGAGGAGGUGCGGGCGACGGCGGAGAAGGGAAUGCUGGAGUGCAUGGGGUUUGCGAAGACGCUUUUUGGGGACGAGAAGAGGGCGAGUGUUCUGCCGUUCUUUGGGAAGUUGGCGGAGACGUUCACGCAUGCUUGCUAUGAGGAGGAGUGGUUUAUGAAGAGGUCGGGGGCGGUGGGGAUCAGUAUUCUGAUCGACAAGGGGAGGAUGCCGCUUCCCGAUUCUUGGAUGGCGGAGCGCAUGAGCGAGAUGGUGAAGGCGCUGCUUUAUGUGAUCAAAGACAUGCCACAGGAUUUGCCGGCGAAUAUCCGGAUUCUGGCGAAGGAUACGAUCCUGGACCUCGUCAAGCGGUUUGCCAACAGCGACAGCGUGGCCAAGGCGCAGCUCAGCGACAAAGACACGAAGUUGUACGUGCUGGCCAACCGCCUCAUCGUCGAGGUCUCGCACAUGAACCGCAACGUGCGGGAGGCUUCCCAACUGGCUUUGCAGACGCUCGCGACGACGCUGGAAAUGGGCCUGCACGAGGUUGUGAAUCCUGUCAAGGAGCCGCUCGUCGCGCCGAUCUUCAACAAGCCGCUCCGUGCUCUGCCUUUCGCCGCGCAGAUCGGGUACAUCGACGCCAUCACUUUUCUGCUGGACAUGGAGCACGAGGUGAUGACGUUCAACGACGAGCUGAACCGCUUACUCUACGAGACGCUGGCGCUGGUCGAUGCGGACGACGAGGUGUUGGCGGCGAAACCCGGCGAGUACCGCACGCAAGAAUCGAUCGUGCGGCUCCGCGUCGCGGGUUUGAGGUUGUUGACGACGGCGAUUCGGUUCCCGGCUUUCAGCGCUAGUGCGCCGCAGCAGGGACAGCAGGGCGGGCAACAGCAGGGCGGUGGACAGCAUCGCGCGAGAGUCAUUUCGAUUUUCUUCAAGAGCCUUUACAGCAAGAGCAAGGACGUGCAGAGUGCGGCGAAUGCUGGGCUGAAGAUUGUGCUUACCGCGACGCAGAAGUUGCCUAAGGAUCUGCUGCAGAACGGUCUUCGACCCAUUUUGAUGAACGUGCAGGACCCGCGGAAGUUGUCUGUCGAAGGGCUGGAAGGGCUGAGGACGUUGUUGCAGCUGCUGACGAAUUACUUCAAAGUCGAAAUCGGCACCAGGCUGCUGGAUCAUAUGAACCACAUUGCGGACCCCGAGACGCUGCAGAAGGCUUCGUUCGGCCUGAUCGACGCGCAGCCGAAGAUGAAGGUCGUGACGGCGAUUUUCGCCGUUUUCCACCUCCUGCCCAGUCCCGCGGUGCAGUUCCUGACCGAUUUGGUGGAGAGAGUGAUGAAUCUGGAGUUUGCCCUGCGGCGAACCGGGAGCAGUCCAUUCAGGGAGCCAUUGGUGCGGUAUCUGAAUGCGUAUCCGCAGGAGACGUGGGCGUACUUUUCGCCGGUGCUGGGGGAGGAGGCGAAGGGGCGGCUGUUCGCGCAGGUGCUGGCGCAUGCUGAGAGUGGCGCAUUGAGGGAAAAGGUUCUGGAGGAGGCGGAGGGGUUGGUGGAGUUGAUGGGACAGCAAGAGGGGGAGGUGGCGAGGGCGCAGGCCGCGGUGAAUGGGCUGCAUGUUGCUGAUGCGGUUUGUGCGUAUCCGGAGGUGGGCAAGGCGCUGGUGGAGAAGGUGAAGGUGCGGGAAGCAUUGGUGGAGGCUGCGAAGGGGGUGAGGGACUUUCAAGCCCUGCCGCCGCAUUUGAGGCUGGCGGCUUCGCAGAGUCAGGAGCGCAUCAUGCGGAUACUGGUGGUGUAUUUUGAGAACCACACUCAGGAUCUGGACACGCUGUUCGGGGUGUUUGAGGCCUGCACGAAGGGCGAGAUGCAGGCGACGCCGGCGCUGUUCAGCUACCUCUACCGCCGCAUCAUCACGAGCGAGGACGUGGAGUUCCAGCGGGAAAUUGUCACGCGCUGCAUUGACAUCUACACCAGCAAGCAGAGCACGCAGCGGCUGAAGCUGUUUGUGUUUCAUAAUGUGACGAACCCGAUUCUGGCGAACGAUACGAUGCGGAAUUGGGAGAAGCUGUUCCAGCCGCAUAACAAGGGCACGCCGUUGCUGAACGAGGAUAUGACGAAGGCGGUGCACAACAAGCUCUGGAAACCGCAGUCCGUCACCGACAUCUCUGAAGACAGCACGCAAGGCGUCGACCACAGCCGGAUGGAACUCCUCCAGACAUCCGCGUUCCUGGUCAAGUACCACCACAACAUGCUGCAGGAUGCACGAAAGGACCUAAUAAAAUUCGGCUGGAACUACAUCCGCCUCGAAGACCACAUCAACAAGUACGCCGCCUACUGCCUCAUCGCCUACUUCAUCGCGCACUACGAGACCCCGCCCAAGAUCGCCAUGCAAGUCUACGGCGCUCUGCUCCGCGCCCACCAGGCCGAAGGCAAGAACCUGGUCAUGCAAUCGCUCGAGAUCCUGGAGCCGGUGCUUAAGAAGCGGCUCGGGGGUCCGGACGGACGGCAGAGCGUGUGGGCGCGCCUGCCGCGCAAGAUUCUCAGCGAGGAGAUUGGGAAUGUGCAGCAGUUGACCAGCAUCUAUCAGUUUCUGGUCCGGCAUCCGGAUCUGUUCUACGAGGCCCGUGAGCCUUUUGCUGGGAUCGUGAUUCAGACGCUGGGGAAGGUGGCGCAGUUGCCGAGUCCGAGUGUGGAGAGCAGGAGGCUGGCGGUCUGUCUGUUUGGGUUGGUGUGGAAGUGGGAGAGUAGGACGGUGCAGGAGAAUGGGAGUCUGGCUGCGCCCGGGACGCCGGCUGGGGAGGGUCAAGGGGGAGUGGUCGAUAAGAAGGGCGCGGUGGCGACGGCGAAUCUGAGGUUGAUUCUGGUGAAGUAUAUGGUGCAGUUCAUCGCCACACUACCGGAGCGCUACCCUGCGUCGACGAAGAAGGGCAAGGAAGGGCAGAUGCAUCCGCCGACGGAGACGGUGGUUACGUCGGUCGAUCUGCUGAGCAAGUUGCUCAGCCCGCCUUUCUGGGACGAUCUGGACGUCGAUGCUAUGUUCCCGAAGGUCACGGAGCAGAUUCUCUGCAGCGACCACAAGCAGGAUGCCGAGAAGCCGGACGUCUGGCUCACGCGGGUGGUGAAUACGCUCGAGAUUGUCAAGGUAUUGCUGAACGCCCGGUCACUGGAGUGGGUGUUCAAGCGGCUGCCGCAGCUGCAGAAGUUGCUGGCGAAGCAGUUAAGGAGUGAUAGCCAUGAUGUCCAGGAGGCGAUUCACGGUGGUGAGGACAGCGGUGCUGCGCUGACAGCUCUGCUGCCAAGGGUGCUGGAGGCGAUUCCGAACGAGGCGCCGGAGGAUGAGUUGCCGGAUGCUGAGAGCCCGACGGAGGAGUUCACCACUUUCUUGACGACGAUUGCUGGGGACGUGCUGAAUAACGGGAGUUAUAUGGCGGGCAUCAACAUCCUUUACACCAUGUCGAAGCGCAAGCCGGAGGAUGUGGAUGCGCAUAUCCCGACGCUGCUGAAGACGCUGCAGACGAAGUUGGCCAAGGAUCAUCUGGCGGCGCAGUUACCGCCGCAGCAGGCUGCUCAGGCGAUGCAGGGGCAGAUGCAGAAUCCGGCAGAGAUGGAGAUGACCGUGAACCUUAUCAUAAAGGUCAUCGAGAUGUUGUCCGCUCGCAUCUCCUCGCUGGGCGAGUCACGGAGGCCUUACCUCAGCGUUCUGGCGUCACUGGUCGAGCGCUCAUCAAACAACGCCCUCUGCUCGAAGAUCCUCAGUCAGGUGGACUUCUGGGUCUUCCAAUCUACCGAGCCAGUCCCAACGCUCAAGGAGAAGACUGCAGUGUUGCAGAAGAUGCUGCUGUUCGAGCACCGCUCCGAUCCGACCAUGUACACCAAGUUCAUGGAGCUGGUCAUCCGCGUCUACGAGGAUCCCAAGAUCUACCGCUCCGAGCUUGCCGUCAGGAUGGAGCAUGCGUUCCUCAUUGGACUGCGCAGCCCGGACGUCGAGAUGCGAGCGCGCUUCACGCAGAUCUUCGACAAGGCUCUGAGUAGGACGACGAGCAAUCGGUUCUUCAAGCUGAUUGCGGAGCAGCAGUGGGAUAAUCUGGGCGAUACUUUCUGGUUGAGCCAGAUUAUUCAGGUGAUGUUUGGGGCCAUUGAUCAGGGGACGGUGGCGAGGUUGCAUCCGGAUGAUUUCACUACUAUGCCGGCUUCGAGGGCCUGUACUGUGCUGGCUGGAGAUCCGAGAUUGGGUGAUCUGAUGUUGGAAGAUGGGUUCGAGACGCUGGUGGCAGAGGAGAGGCAGUUCAUGGUGGACGUUGCGGCGGUGAGGACGAGAGAUGUCCUGGCGCCGAUGGCGGAUCUGCAGCAUACCGAUUGGCAACUGGCGCAUGAUAUCUGGGUGGAGUACUUCCCAAUGGCCUGGUCGACGCUCUCCAGGGACGAUCGCGAGGACAUCGAGCAAGGGCUUGUGGCGCUGCUGACCAAGGACUUCCAUCAACGACAGGCGGAGCGGCGACCGAAUUGCGUGGCUACGCUGCUCGAGGGCAUUGCGAGGGCGAAGCCGGUGUGCAAGUUCCCGUCGCAUGUCAUGAAGUAUCUGGCGAAGUCGUAUGAUGCAUGGUAUGUCGCCACCACCGCAAUGGAGAACAAUGCCAUCAAGCCACCAGUCGACAGCGUCAACGUGCGGGAGAGCAAUCUGGAUGCGCUGGUCGAGCUCUACGCUUCGCUUGAGGAAGGUGACUUGUUCUACGGCACAUGGCGUCGCCGCGCGCAGUUCUUGGAGACCAACGCAGCGCUAUCGUACGAGCAGAACGGCAUCUGGGACAAGGCGCAGAGCAUGUACGAGCAAGCGCAAGUCAAAGCCCGCACAGGCUCGCUCCCGUUCUCACAAGGCGAGUACAUGCUCUGGGAGGACCAAUGGGUGCUCUGCGCGCAGAAGCUGCAGCAGUGGGAUGUCCUUGGCGAUUUUGCUAAGCACGAGAACAUCAACGACCUCUACCUUGAAUCCAUGUGGCGCAACUACGACGCCUGGAGCAACAACGAUACGCGCGACCAGCUCGACACUAUCGUCAAGUCCGUGUCUGACGCCCCAACGCCGCGGCGGAUGUUCUUCCAGGCGUUCAUGUCGUUGUUGAAGCUGAAUAAGAACUUGGAGAGUGUGAACGACUUCUCGAGGGUGUGUGAUGAGAACAUCCAGCUCUCGAUCAAGAAUUGGCAUAAGCUGCCGAAGAGGACCACGAAUGCGCAUAUCGGGUUGCUGCAGAACUUCCAGCAGUUGGUGGAGUUACAUGACGCCAGUGUGAUCUGUCAGAGCUUGGGCCAGACGACCGCGCAGAAUCUGGACGUUAAGUCACAGGAGCUCAAGGUACUGCUGAGCACCUGGCGGGAUCGCUUGCCCAACCUUUGGGACGACAUCAAUGCAUGGCAGGACCUCGUCACGUGGCGCCAGCACAUCUUCCAGCUCAUCAACACCACGUACCUCCAGCUUCUGCCGCCCGCCGGAGCCAACGCUGCGGCAGGCAACUCCUACGCAUACCGCGGCUACCACGAGACGGCCUGGAUUAUCAAUCGAUUCGCGCACGUGGCACGCAAGCACCAGAUGCCAGAGGUCUGCAUCACGCAGCUCAGCAAGAUCUACACCCUGCCCAACAUUGAGAUACAGGAGGCUUUCCUCAAAUUGAGGGAGCAGGCCAAGUGUCACUACCAGAACCGCAGCGAGCUCACCAGCGGAUUGGACGUCAUCAACAACACCAACCUGAACUACUUUGGGCAGAAUCAGAAGGCGGAGUUCUACACGCUGAAGGGUAUGUUCUUGAGCAAGCUCGGUCAGAAGGAGGAGGCGCACGAUGCGUUCGGCACUGCGCUGUUCUUCGAUAUUAAGUUGCCGAAGGCUUGGGCGGAGUGGGGACGGUACAGUGACUACCUGUUCAAAGAAGAGCCGAACAACAUUGAGCUUGCGGGCAAUUCCCUGAGCUGCUACUUGGAGGCCGCAGGUCAAUACCGAAGCGCCAAGUCCCGCAAGCUGCUGAGCCGGAUACUGUGGCUGCUGAGUCUGGACGAUUCUGAGGGCACCCUGGCGAAGACCUAUGCUAACUUCAAAGGUGAACAGCCAUGGUGGUACUGGGUCACGUUCAUCCCACAGUUGCUGAACAAUUUGUCUCGAUCGGAGGGUGAGGCGAACAUUGCGCACCAGAUCUUGACGAACCUGGCGAAGACGUACCCGCAGGCGCUUCACUUCCAUCUCCGGACGAGCAAUGAGGACAUGCAAGUCAUCCGCAAGUCGCAGGCGGCACAAGCGGCCAAGAAGCAGAGGGAAGAGGCGGCUCGGGCUGCGCGGGAAGGCGGUGAACACGUCAAACAGGAGUCGCCGUCUGCUCGUCCUUCUAGCGCUGAUGCGUCUCGGCCUGGUACUGCGCAGUCUGCGCAAGCAGAGACGCCUGGGAACGCGGCUGUCGAAGGUACCCCUAAGAAGGAAGCCAGCGACGAAGCGAAGGCCUCAUCCGACCAGGCUCGCCCGAAGAAGCCGUGGGAGUACACUGAGGCUCUGACGGUGACGCUGCGCACAGCGUUUCCUUUGCUGUACGCUUCCAUGGAGGCGAUGGUUGACCAGAUCGUCAAGAACCUCAAGUGUCCGGCCGAUGAGGAUGCGUACCGGUUGUUCGUCGCCCUACUCAAUGAUGCACUGGGCUACGUCGCGCGGUCACCGGGCGCAUUCAACCAGGAUGCCAAGCUGCCCCCGACAACAGAGAACAACAUCAACCGCUUCGCAGAUCAAGUCCUGCCUGUUCAUUUGAGGAAGGCUUUCGAAGCGGACUUCGUUGCGAAGAAGCCCAGCAUGCUCGAAUACAUCACCAAGUGCCGGAAAUGGCGAGACAAGCUGGCUGAGAAGCUCGAUCGCCGUCCGCAGACCAUCCAUCUUGCCGAGACAAGCCAUCUCAGCGGCUUCCGAUUCGUAUGGUUCGACGAGGUCGAGGUACCGGGCCAGUACUUACAGCACAAGGAUAAGAACCAGGACUUCGUCCGCAUUGAGCGCUUCUUGCCAGUCGUGCAAAUCCACAGAGGCAUUUUGGCCUGUCAUCGCAGGCUCAAGAUCCGAGGUCAUGAUGGCAGCGUCCAUCCGUUCGCCGUACAGCAUCCCGCACCGCGGCACAGUAGGCGUGAGGAGCGCAUGCUGCAGCUGUUCCGGAUCUUCAACAGUACCCUGGCCAAGAAGAAGGAGAGCAGGCGUCGGAACCUGCAGUUCCAUCUGCCGGUCAUGGUGCCGCUAUCGCCACAAAUCCGCUUGAUCCAGGAUGAUGCUUCGUACAUUACGCCGAACGGUAUUUGGGACGACUACUGCCGUCGUAACGAGGUCGAUAAGGACGACCCGUUGGUGUUCAUGAUGGAGAAGCAAAGGCAGAUACCACCAGCCAGGCAAGAGCAGUUCCAGGCGAUGAGACUGGAGUCUCUUCACCACAUCCAAGACCGCAUCGUGCCAAAGGAUCUGGUGCGAGAGUACUUCGCUGCCACGCACCCAUCGUACGACGCUUUCUGGCUCUUCCGCAGGCAGUUCUCGUAUCAGCUGGCGGCCCUCACGUACAUGACCUUCACGAUGCACAUGACCGCCCGCACCCCAGCGAAGAUGUCCAUCGCGCGCCGCAAUGGCAACAUCUGGGGCUCCGAGCUCCUACCCGGCAUCGCGCAGAACCGGCCCUACUUCCACAACUCCGAAGCCGUGCCCUUCCGCCUCACACCAACCCUCCAACUCCUGAUGGGACCCAUCCACACCGAAGGCAUCUUCACCUGCGCCAUGAUGGCCAUCGCCCGCUGCCUCACCUCCGACUCCUCCUACACCACCACCACGACCUCCUCGAACGCCAACGCCAACGGCGCCCCGCCCACCAACGGCAUCCUCGAAGGCACGAACUGCGAACUGGAACACCACCUCUCCAUCUUCAUCCGCGACGAGAUGACGUUCUGGUACACCUCCUCGCACAGACAGAAUAUCAAGGAGACGGAGUUGCGGGAGAAUGUGCAGCGCAAUGCCGAGGUGGUGGUGAACAAGGCCCUGGGGCUGACGGGGGAUCCGAGCGCGAGUGGGUUGCCGGCGAAUCAGCCCGUGGUGGAUUUGGUGAGUAAGGCGACGAAUCCGUCGAAUUUGUGUCAGAUGGAUUUGCAGUGGAUGCCGUGGUUGUAG